CCUUGGUAACGAGGAACGCCAAACAAGCACCUGGUGCCGACGAAGAGAAAAGGGACAUUUAUGGCUGGGAAGAAGAAAGAAGUCAGUUUACAGGUGUCCAUCAGUAAUGACGAGCAAUGGGGAGAAAUGCUGGCAUCAAAGGGCUUGACAGUGGUGGAUGUGUACCAGCAGUGGUGUGGACCCUGCCGCGCAGUCCUCAGCCUAUUCAGAAAAAUCAAAAACGAGCUAGGGGACGACCUGUUACACUUCGCCAUAGCAGAGGCUGACAAUAUUGAUGCACUGGAGAAAUACAGAGGAAAGUGUGAGCCCACCUUCCUGUUCUUUGCUGGUGGGGAGCUGGUGGCUGUGCUCCGAGGGGCUAAUGCUCCUCUCCUGCAGAGAAUAAUUGUGGAGGAGUUGGCCAAAGAGAAACGGGUGCUGGAGCAGGGCGUCAAGCGCAUUAUGGUAAAAGAUGAGGGACUGGUUGAAGAAGAACAGGAAGAGGAUGCUGUGGCCCAUCAAAAUGAUGGGGACAUUCUUGUGCCUGUGAACAGGUCUUUCACAGUGGCAAUCAUUAAGCCAGAUGCUGUGGCACAUGGAAAGACCAAUGAAAUCAUUAUGAAGAUUCAGGAUGCAGGCUUUGAGAUUCUGGCCCAUGAGGAGCGAACUCUCAGUGAGUCAGAAGCUCAGGAGUUUUACCACCACAAAGCAGCAGAGCCAUAUUUUCAGGAGCUGGUCCAAUUCAUGUCCAGUGGCCCCUCCCAUGUUCUGGUCAUUUCUAAGCCCGAAGGUUGUGAUGAUGUCAUUCCGGCCUGGCAGGAAUUUCUAGGCCCGACGGAUGUAGAGGAGGCUAAGAGAGAGCAUCCAGAAAGUCUGCGAGCUCAGUAUGGAUCAGAGACCCUUUUCAACGCUCUACAUGGUAGUCAUGAUGGCGAGCAAGCCAGUAGGGAGCUGGCCUUCUUCUUCCCCAGCUUCAGGUCGGCGGUGUCAGGCGAGCGCUUGGGCCUUGCCGGGCCGGAACCAGAGCCUGUGGAGAGGACACUGGCACUCAUCCGGCCUGACGCAGCCAGAGAAAACAGAGAGGAGAUCCUAGCAAGAAUCCACGAGGCAGGUUUUACAGUGGCAAUGCAGAAGGAGGUGAUGCUCACAGAGGAACAGGUGCGCCAGUUCUACAGUCAGCAUCUGGAUGAGGACUAUUUCCCUGCUCUCCUCUCAAGCAUGACUAGCGGUCCUGUGCUGGCUCUGGCCCUGGCUAAGCAAGGGGCUGUGAAGCACUGGAGAAACCUUCUGGGACCCAAAAACCCCACACAGGCGAAGGAGGAACAGCCAAUGUGCCUGCGAGCUCACUUUGUGGGGGCGAGUGAGUGUGUGAACCAGCUGCAUGGAAGUGUGAGCUUGGAGGAGGCUGAGAAUGAGAUCAGCUUCUUCUUCCCUAAAGAGCAUACACUGGCUGUUAUUAAACCUGACACUCCAGAGGAACACAGAGAGGAAAUCCUCAAAGAGAUCCAAGCAAGAGGCUUCACCAUCUCCCAACUGCAGGAGACAGUUUUGUCCAGAGAAAUGGCAGAAGAGUUCUACAAAGAACACCAAGAGAAGCCUUUCUUUAGCCAGUUAGUGGAUUACAUGUGUCGUGGUCCGUGUACAAUGCUGAUUCUGACUAAAGAGAAUGCAGUCGAAGAAUGGAGGGCCAUGAUGGGGCCUACUGACCCCAGCAAGGCAAAAGAGACAGCACCAGAGUCCCUGAGAGCACGCUUUGCUAAAGACAUCCUAGAGAACACUGUCCAUGGUUCAUCCAACAAACAGCACGCACAGGAGAAAAUACACUUCGUCUUUGGAGAGAUCAGCUCAGAGUCUGAGGUCGUAAGUGCAGGAGAAGAUGAGGAACCCCCUCCGUUAGAAGCAGAAGAGAGCUUUGCAGAGCUGAGGAACCUCCAGACAUCAAGAUCACCCUCAUUUAGUGAACUGCAGAACCAGACUGAGCCAAACAGUGAAGAAGCAGGAAGCCCUGCACAUUUGGACCCAGAGGCAACAAAGAGUCACCAAGUGUCUGCUGAAUUAACCACAAACUCGUCAGAGCAAAGGGAAGCACGAGAGACGUCCACUCCCAACAGUGGUAAUUGAGAAGACACACCUGCUUCAGAUCUACAGGACUGGUUAUCAGGCAGGAUGGAGGACUCCUAAGCAGAGAAAGCAAGUGUUCCUGUGGUCUAUGAAGACAUUUUGUCAGAAGGCGGUAAAGCAGAUGUAUGGAUAAUCUCAAAUCAUUUUAACCUUUCAAAUAACACCAAUACACUAAAAUGUUUUUGGAAGUCUGAGCAUGGUUUAGUGAGUUCUGGGAAGAACAUGAACAAUUUCUGAAAUUUGUAUUUUAAGGGAUGACUUGUAGGUAGCCUAAAUGUUUUGAAUUGACUUCACAUUGUUAUAUUGACCACAACUGUCCCUCAAGCAGGGUGACUUAUCUGCAUCAGAGCUGCGUGUCUUCUGUGGCCUGCGUGAUUCUCAUGCGGGCAUUCUUUGAUUUAAACAAACCAGAAAACACUAAUGUGGCUUUUAUUUUGCCAAUUACAUAAGUGGUGAAAAAGGUCAUUUAUUCAGUAGCAUUUUACAUUAAUUUAGUAUUUUUGCAGCAAGUUUACCAACAAUGCUUUAUUAACAAUUCUCAAACAAUAUGUACAACAGUUAAGUCACAGCCAUGUGUUCCUUUAUUCAUGAUAUUUAAAUAAAAUAUAUAUAUACACACACACACACACACACACACACACACACACACACACACACACUCAACCCUACAAAGCAAACCACUUAUAAAGUUGAGUGGUAGUGAAGACAGUUAACCA
Molecule: messenger RNA, 2816 nt
Organism: Pygocentrus nattereri (red-bellied piranha)
Lineage: Eukaryota; Metazoa; Chordata; Actinopteri; Characiformes; Serrasalmidae
Gene: nme9
Product: NME/NM23 family member 9
Exons: 19
Coding region: 61-2100 (679 amino acids)
Biological process (GO): GTP biosynthetic process; UTP biosynthetic process; CTP biosynthetic process
Molecular function (GO): nucleoside diphosphate kinase activity
Source: RefSeq, a predicted model, not a curated record